GCCAAUCAGCUGCUUUCCCCUAGUCCCUGAAAUAUAAACAUCGAGUUUUUACGAAAUGGUGCGUGUGGGCCUCCAAAUAUCCGCCACGCUGGAGAACGUGGACAAGCUGGAGACCUGUCACCCGGACUACUCCUUCUUCCUGAAACUGAAGUGCAGCAACUGCGGCGAGCAACCGGACAAAUGGCACGACAUAACCGAAUCGGAGCGCGUGCAGCAGGAUUCGCGCAAUACGUCCGGCUUUAACUUCUUCAUGAAGUGCAAGAUGUGCAGUCGCGAAAACAGCAUCGACAUCGUGGAGAAGUCGAACGCUCCUUACACGGCGGAUGACUCCGGCUCAUUCAAGACCAUCGUGAUCUUCGAGUGCCGCGGCGCAGAGCCCGUGGAUUUCUCGCCCCGCAUCGGAUGGCGGGUCUCGUCCGCUGAAAACGGCCAGCAGUUCGAGGAGGUCGAUCUUUCCGAGGACGAUUGGGUGGAGUACGACCAGAAGAACAACAACUCUGUGGGCAUCUAUGAGUUUUCCUCGAAGUUCAUCAAGCUGAAGAAGUGAUUCUGAGCGAGGGUCGUUUUUAUGCAUUUUUCAUGGUUUAAACUUAAAGCCUUCCUUUAGCUGUUCGUGAAGAUGAGAAACGGACUGAAGAGAAAAUAAAAUCGGAGUUUGAACAGUUUUAGCACCAUCAGCAAUUCAA
Messenger RNA from Drosophila biarmipes, 686 nucleotides. Its product is annotated as UPF0587 protein CG4646. The transcript is spliced from 2 exons. NCBI's taxonomy places the organism in Eukaryota, Metazoa, Arthropoda, Insecta, Diptera, Drosophilidae. The coding region runs from base 56 to 547 and encodes 163 amino acids. Gene Ontology annotation, molecular function: zinc ion binding. The record is from RefSeq and is a predicted model, not a curated record.